This is a messenger RNA of Planococcus citri (citrus mealybug), 1687 nucleotides long. RefSeq lists its product as uncharacterized. The record is from RefSeq and is a predicted model, not a curated record. Bases 260 to 991 code for a protein of 243 amino acids. The transcript has 4 exons. Lineage: Eukaryota; Metazoa; Arthropoda; Insecta; Hemiptera; Pseudococcidae.
CUCGAAAUUCUCCGAAGAGAUAAAUAAACAUCUACGUUUUAGUUCUUUGUGAAUUGAAAAUUUAAUUGUUUCUUUCACUGUCGUUGGAAAAGAAACGUCCGUCUUGAAUUAGUGCAGAAUGGGGAAAACAUUUCAAAUCGCUUAUACUUCAGAACUCAUUUUUAAUAAAUCGAAGGCCUAUUCUUAAACAUCUUUCGUAGUAACAUUCAACCGCCAUCAUCCUCCAGCCAAUAUUCUCCUUAUACAGUAAAGACCUGAUAUGAGUUCAGCAAGCACUGAUCGAUCAAUUUCUUCUGGCAUAUCGCUUCCGCAGUGGAUGAAAACUAGAAUCGGCGACAGGUACGAUUUGGAUCAAGCAGCUUUUUCUACGCCUUCUGAAGACGACAGCUUUUUUUUCAUACGUUAUCCUCUUCCUGGAGAAUCAAAAAUACACGAAAAAUUCGAAACCGAUUGCCCCACUCCGAUUGAAUUUGCGCCUAAUACUCAGAACGACGCAAUCAUGAAACGUUCCUCUACAGCUCCUGGUAAUCAGCUUAAUCAAAACGUCAUUCCGGAAGUUCCCAAAGAGAACACCGAUUAUGGCAAAUCAAUAUCUUCGGUUGCGCAUAACGUAAUCACUGGAAAAAUUUUCGGAAGUUACUUGUAUCCGGAAAGUACGUCUGACGCAGAUGCUACACGUUACAACAGACAACGAAGAAAUAGCAAAUCCUUACCAGCGUCUCCGCUCGCUUCGCCUAAAAUCAGUCGUAAAAAUCCCUACUUCACCGAUCCAUUUGCAAGGCCAUAUGAAACAUAUGACGGUAAACAGAGCUGGGUUUUAUCCAUACUUAGCCAACGUAAAUCUAUCGAAGAUCUGACAUCCAAUACUGAAUCCUCAGCUAGCGAAAACAAUUCCCCUAAUAUUAUACGGCGUAAUCCAACUUUCAGCGAUCCUCAACCUCAACCCUCUGAAUUACGAGAAAUGAAUUUUUGGUCUCCAGUUUCCAUGUAAUGUUAAUUGUAUUCGUGUAUUAUUUAUGUACUACUUUUUCCCCCUUUUUGUUUUUAAUAUUAAGAGAUAUCUGGAUUGAAAAUUAUCGUACUCGAGUUUUAUAAAAAAAAAAAAAAAGUUUGAUGAAAAUUCUGAGUGAAUAACGUAUGUGAUUGAAAAUGUUUGUAUGUUAAAUUUCUCUCCUUUUUAUCGAUGAAAAUUCUUCUGCCCUGUUUAUAGUAUUCUGCUAGCUUGGAAAUUUUAUAUGGUUAUUGUUUUUAUAUGUUUGAUCGAUUGGAAUAGUUCACUUAUUGACAAGGAAUUAACGUGGUCGUUUUAUGAGCGCUUUAUUAUCUUUUCUGAUUAUCAAUUACGUAUUAAUUAUCGCUGCACGCUUCGUAAACCACGAAUAAAAAUUACGCAUUUUUUCAAUCGAUCGACUUUGUGUUUAAAUUACGUUGUUUCGCAUAUUUUUCUUUUUUUUUUCUUUUCAUGCCUAAUAUCAUCUCAUCUCAGCUUUUUACUGUGUAAGUCGAGUGUAUGUUUUUUUUUGUAAAUACCUUUUGUAUGUGUGAACGAAAUCAUUCGAAACCGCUUUCGUACUUCUUUUUUUUUUCUUCAUCAUUGCGUAGUUCGUGAUUAGUGAAUGAUUUUGUUCAACCAGCACUUAGUUCUACUGCAACUCUGUUAUCUCUGAAAUAUAUACUUUUUUUACUA